Messenger RNA from Telopea speciosissima, 701 nucleotides. RefSeq lists its product as uncharacterized. The transcript is spliced from 6 exons. The record is from RefSeq and is a predicted model, not a curated record. Gene Ontology annotation, molecular function: actin binding. Lineage: Eukaryota; Viridiplantae; Streptophyta; Magnoliopsida; Proteales; Proteaceae. The coding region runs from base 67 to 510 and encodes 147 amino acids.
UGGUGGAUUCUUCGGUCAAAGGCAAGCCUUUCGUCAAGGUGAAACUUAAGCUGUCAAUCCACAAGGAUGGAUUGGGCAUUUGUACAUAGAACUUGGGAAAAGUGGGUUUCUAAUUAUGUUGGUUCAUCUGGAGAACCACUGAAGGCAGCUUUGCUUAUUAACUAUGACCCAACUGGACCUUCUCGCUUGCUUUCUGUCAUAGCAGAGCAGCAUGGAAUGAAAACAAAGCCUUCUGAGUUGAGCCCAUUUCUUGACUUCAUCAAGCGCAACAAUCUCCAGGGCGAGUGCUUUUUCAUUGGACCUAACGUUUAUAUGGUGACAUCAAUUCAUGAGAACUGGUUCUGUGCAAGGUGUGUAAACACAUCAAAACCAGCUGGCGAAGGUGUUAUUGUUAUGCAGACGACAGCAUAUCUAUUGGUUGCACUGUAUGAUGGCUCAAUUGGUGCUGCAUCUCGUGCAAUGGUGGUUGUUGAUCAGUUUACUUGGCAACUAGCUCGUAGAAAUCUUUAACUUCACAUCCUAUAAAGUUACAGCAUCUAAUCUUUUCAUGAAUUCGGUAUGAUGUGACAAUUGGAGAUCCCUCUCAGUUAAGAUGUGUCUAGGCUCCUUAAUACCUUUUUCCUUAUAUACCACCUACAGCCUUCCACCUCUUCAUGUUCUAAAACCAAUGUCUGCCAAUGAAGUGCCAUUUUUUCCUUUUG